CUGCAAAGAAGGGGAAAAGGGAGGCUGGAAACAAAGAGCUCACCCACACCUACUCACGGCUAACAAAAUGAGUUCAAACAGCACUACUGCCCCCAGUGCCCUCACGACGACCGCUGCUCUGACUACUGCCACGCCUGGCUUCAUCGAUGGCAUUAUUAACAAAAUACCUUUACCCAAAUGGGCUCUCAUCGCCAUCGCAGUUGCGGCAGGCCUUCUCCUCAUCCUCUUCCUCAUCUGCAUCAUCAAGUGCUGCUGUUGCAAGAAGAAGCACAAGAAGAAGGAGAAACUCAACUUGCAAAACAUCAAUGGCUCCACCACUGCCAGUCUGGUCCAGCCAGAUAUGGAAGAUUUGGAGUCUGGACUCGAGAACGAGAAGCGAGGAAGGCUGCAGUAUUCCCUGGAGUAUAACUUCCGUAGCCAGGAGAUGAAGGUUGGAGUGAAGCAGGCAGCAGAUUUAAAGGCCAUGGACAGUGGGGGGACCUCUGACCCAUAUGUUAUUGUCUAUUUAACAUCUGAUAUGAGGAAGAAGUAUGAAAGCAAGGUUUACCGGAAGACACUGAACCCUGUCUUCAAUGAGACCUUCACCUUCCAGAUUCCCCAGGCAGAGAUGUCCGAAUCCACUCUGGUGAUGCAGAUCUAUGACUUCAACCGCUUUGCCAAACACGACAUCAUUGGCGAGGUCCGGCUGCCUCUGGGCGACUUCGAUCUGCAGCACGUGAUUGAGCAGUGGCAAGAGCUCACUGCUGCCAGUAAGAUGGAGCAAGAGCGCCUCGGGGAGAUAUGUUUCUCACUCCGAUACAUCCCCAGCACCAGCAAGCUCACUGUGGUGAUCUUGGAAGCCAAGAAGCUCAAGAGGAUGGACUCCAGUGGAUUAUCAGACCCCUUCGUCAAAGUGCAGCUUAUCUUGAACAAGAAGAAAUGGAAGAAGAAGAAAACAGGUGUCAAGAAGAGCACUUUAAGCCCCUACUUCAAUGAGGCGUUUAAUUUUGAGGUGCCUUUCAACCAGAUCCAGAACAUCGACUUGGUGAUUUCUGUCUGGGAUCAUGACAAGGUGACCAAGAACCAACAGAUCGGCAAGCUGUUCCUGGGCUGCAGAGCCACGGGCAACCAGCUGCGCCACUGGUCAGACAUGCUGGCCAAUCCCCGCCGACCCAUCGCCCAGUGGCACAACCUGCAGCCGGUAGAAGAAGUGGACAACGCCCUGGGGCUCAAAUCCCACUUCAAGCUGCCUCUGCCUGGCAAAUAAAGGGAGGUUUCUAUCUCUCUCUCCACUUGGGAUCAUAAGGAACCUGAGACAAUGGGUGUGCUUGGAUGGAUGGUCUGGAGUGCCAAGGAAAGGCAAGAAGUGCCCAGCCUGGGAGAGUUGGGGGAUUUUGCUAUGAAAAAUCUGUAUCAAUUAGAUUUGUAGCCAAAAUAUAAGUGAGCAAGAACCAAGUUCCCCAGGCCAUGUUGGGAGCUGGUCACUCAUGCAUCUGGCACCUUAGGGUAAUGACAAGAGCUUUGAGAGCACCAGAACCUACAAUCCAUCCCCAGGAUAACUAUCCUCUUCGAGCCAGUGGAGGGAACUGGAUGGAACAUGUCUCUGUGCUAAAUUUUGGGGUUGAGAGUUGAUGCAGAGACGUGUACCCAAGGCAGGGUGGGUGGGGAUCUGGAAACAGCCUGGCCUCGCGUGAGGAGGGGGAUACUGGCAAUGUACGGACACAUGGAGUGGGUUAUUUCCACUGUGUCUAGGAGAGAGAAAUACAUGCGACUGAAAAUAAUGCAAUGAUGACACUUCCUUUGACACAAACCUGCACAAUAGCAACAACACAGUUCAAUGGACUGGCACGGAUGGAUGGGCUGCUUCUUACUGGAAGGAUCCAGGUGGGAUGAUCAUCCAUAAUCAUGUUUUACUCAGGGGGAGGGCAUUCCUAGAAGGAAAGACAUGAUGUCAAGGAGUCUGGUCCUCAGACUGAGGGGCAGAAGGACAGACUUGCAGUCAAGGCACUGGAGACCUGGGUUAAAUUCCCUGCUCUGCUACAGGCUUCCAGUGGACUUUAGGCAUGUCACCUAGUCUCUCAAUGGGAAUACCAGGGCUGCCCUACCUCCUAGGCAUGGGGUGGGGCACCCACUUUGACACAAAGGUCAUGGGGCUAUAUACCUAGUUAGACAGACCUUCUGUGAGGAUCCCGUCCUCAGUUCUAGGAGCCACUUCACAGCCAGUGAGCUUGGUGUGUGUCGGUUAUGGUGUGCUCUCCCUACCUGGCUGGAUGCUGCUGCUGUAUUUAACAUGGAUUAACUCCCCUUGAUUGCAGCAAAUAGACACUGACAGGCUCCUCUAGUACUUCUGUGC
Chelonoidis abingdonii (Abingdon island giant tortoise) is the source of this 2332-nucleotide messenger RNA. RefSeq names its product synaptotagmin 8 (gene SYT8). Gene Ontology annotation, cellular component: axon; exocytic vesicle; dense core granule. The record is from RefSeq and is a predicted model, not a curated record. Gene Ontology annotation, molecular function: calcium ion binding; calcium-dependent phospholipid binding; phosphatidylserine binding. Gene Ontology annotation, biological process: calcium ion-regulated exocytosis of neurotransmitter; synaptic vesicle endocytosis. Lineage: Eukaryota; Metazoa; Chordata; Testudines; Testudinidae.